UAUAAUGCAGCUUUUCGUUAAAUUUCAAUCCUGGGGCUGCCUCUACCUCUCGCCAUCACUAAUAUAAACACGAUCUAACUACUACUCUUUACUUCAUUCUUUCACCUACAAACCCAAUGACUUUCAAAGAAUUCUUAGGCGGAAUAACAGAUUCUGGCAAACACACAAAUUGUUUUUCAAAGGUAGAAAAACGAAAGCUCUUCUUAUUCUUCAUUGCCACUAUCCUAGUAAUUGCUGCAGUUAUUGGAGUAGUCAUUGGAGUAAAUUACUCACGAAAAAAUAGCUCAAAUCAAGCCCAAAUCGAGGCCAUUUCUCAUACCAUAGUGAAAUCCUCAUGUAGCAUCACUUUACACCAAGAAUUAUGCUACUCUACAAUUGCAAAUAAUAUCCCAAAUUUCUCCAAAAAAGUCACAAACCAAAAGGAUGUCAUUCAGUUAUCCUUGAAUAUUACAACUAAGGCCGUGCAACGCAACUACUACGCCAUAGAAAAGCUAAUAAAAACACGAAAGGAUUUAACAGAAUGCGAAAAAAUCGCGUUACACGAUUGUCUGGAGACGAUAGACGAGACAAUUGAUGAGCUACACACGGCUGUUGAAGAUUUGGAAAAAUAUCCUAAUGCUAAGUCGUUGAGACAACAUGCAGAUGAUUUGAAAACUUUAAUUAGUGCUGCUAUUACUAAUCAAGAGACUUGUCUUGACGGGUUUUCACAUGAUGAAGCUGAUAAAAAAGUUCGUAAGGUUUUGCUUAAAGGGCAAGUUUAUGUGGAGAAAUUGUGCAGUAACGCUUUAGCCAUGAUUAAAAACAUGACUGAUACAGAUAUUCAGAAUGAGAUGAAGUUAGGUUAUUCAGGCAAAGUGAACAGGAAACUCAACAGCGGAGCAUGGCCGGAGUGGUUGUCUGGCGGAGAUAGAAGAUUGCUGCAAUCACCGUCGGUGAUGGCGGAUGUGGUGGUGGCGGCAGAUGGAAGCGGAGACUACAAGAAGGUGGCUGAAGCAGUAGCAAAAGCACCUGAAAAGAGUAGUAAGAGGUAUGUGAUUAGAAUAAAGGCAGGUGUAUACAAAGAAAAUGUGGAGGUGCCAAAGAAGAAGAAGAACAUAAUGUUUAUGGGAGAUGGUAGAGAGAAUACUAUAAUUACUGGAAGCAGGAAUGUCAAAGAUGGUAGCACUACCUUCCAUUCUGCCACUGUUGCCGCAGUAGGAGAAGGGUUCUUAGCCAGAGACAUAACAUUCGAAAACACAGCAGGGCACGAAAAGCACCAAGCAGUUGCACUUCGAGUGGGUGCAGAUUUAUCCGCCUUCUACAAAUGUGACAUGUUAGGCUACCAAGACACUCUUUACGUCCACUCCAAUCGUCAAUUCUUCGUCCAAUGUUUCAUUUCAGGCACAGUCGAUUUCAUCUUUGGUAACGCUGCAGCCGUACUCCAGGACUGCGACAUCCACGCUAGACGUCCAGGGCCGGGCCAGAAAAACAUGAUCACGGCCCAAGGGCGAACGGAUGCCAACCAGAACACUGGGAUAGUGAUUCAUAAAUCUAGAAUUGGCGCUACUUCGGACAUGAAAUCAGUUCAGAAAAAUUUCCCUACGUAUUUAGGACGGCCGUGGAAGGAAUAUUCUAGAACUGUGAUCAUGCAAUGUUCGAUCGCGGAUGUGAUUAGUCCGACAGGGUGGCACGAGUGGAAUGGGAAUUUUGCACUUGAUACGUUGUUUUAUGGGGAGUAUGAGAAUACAGGUGCAGGAGCUGGGACAUCAGGGAGAGUGAAAUGGAAAGGUUUUAAAGUUAUUACUAGUGCAACUGAGGCUCAAGAUUAUACUCCUAACAAGUUUAUUGCUGGAAACAGUUGGUUGAGCUCCACUGGUUUUCCUUUUGCUCUUGGUCUCUAAUAUUGUUUCUUGUUUUGUUUGGCUAGACUUUUUAUUACUUUUUAGACAUUGUUAAUUAGUUUAUAACUUAUAAGGUCGUUGGUAUUAGCUAAUACCAGAAUAAAUUUUAUAUCAAAAUCUUGAUAUUAGCUA
Molecule: messenger RNA, 2012 nt
Organism: Nicotiana attenuata
Lineage: Eukaryota; Viridiplantae; Streptophyta; Magnoliopsida; Solanales; Solanaceae
Product: pectinesterase-like
Exons: 3
Coding region: 117-1880 (587 amino acids)
Biological process (GO): cell wall modification
Molecular function (GO): pectinesterase activity; pectinesterase inhibitor activity
Source: RefSeq, a predicted model, not a curated record